Messenger RNA from Cinara cedri, 533 nucleotides. NCBI's taxonomy places the organism in Eukaryota, Metazoa, Arthropoda, Insecta, Hemiptera, Aphididae. The record is from the annotation of a GenBank genome assembly.
AUGAUAUUCGAGAGAAAAGUUCUGCGGAAAAUUUUUGGCCCGAUAUUCGAUAGGCAAACGAAUGAAUGGAGAAAACUUCAUAACGUGGAACUCCAAGGACUUUUCCAGAGGCCGAAUACAGUUAGAGAGAUCGCCAAGCGGAAACUAAGUUGGGCAGGACAUGCUUGGCGAAAACAGGGUACUUUGAUAAAAUGGGUGAUCGAGGAAGAGCCUAAUGGAAAAAGCCCAUUAGGUAGACCUAAGUUAAGAUGGGAUGAUGGUGUGAAGAGAGAAGUGGAAAAGAUAGAGCCUGGUGUCAAAUGGAGAGAAGUANAAUAAGUUGGGCAGGACAUGCUUGGCGCAAACAGGGUACUUUGGUAAAAUGGGUGAUCGAGGAAGAGCCUAAUGGAAAAAGACCACUAGGUAGACCUAAGUUAAGAUGGGAAGAUGUUGUGAUGAGAGAAGUGGAAAAGAUAGAGCCUGGUGUCAAAUGGAGAGAAGUAGCGGAGGACAGGGAUAGAUGGCAAAGUUUAGCGUUUUCAGGAUGGUCUUAA